CAUAACAUGGAUCGUUUCUACCUAGUUACAAUUAGAAAACCAAUAAAAUUAUAGAAUUGGAUUUGACUUAAUGGAGAAGUUCAAACUGUCGUCAUAAAUAUGGCCAAUUGUUCUUAGAUACAGCCCUACUGGUGACAUUCUUAGAGGGUAAUUAAUGGUCGCUUUAUUGGUGUACCGUUGUUGAUUAGUUCUGAUCGUAAUGUACGGUGUUUGAUUAAAUACCAUGAAUCAUAUCUAAUGUAUUCUUGUGCUUCUUGAUUGCUUUAUAAAAGAUUCUCAAAGGGUGGUUGGAUACAAGAAAAAAUAUAAAUUACAUUGUUACAAAUAUCAAAUAGAGCCGCAAAAUGUUUAGCCGCGUUGGAAGCGUUACAUAACUGACAAUGUGUGAAUUAUCAGAACUGAUUGUACUUUACAGCAACAAGUCCAGUACUAGCUUCCAUCAUAUGGAGAACUUGAAACGUGAACUAGGUUAACCUUCACGGUGAAUGUUCUGACGUACGAUGUCAGAUGACGAAUAUUACUAGAAUAUUCGUAUAUAUAUCUUGAAAAUAUAACUUAUCAGAACAAUUUAAAAUGGAUAUACUAGAAGUAAUUUUUUUAAAGUUUUUAUACUUUUAUAUUUUUUUAAUUAGCACAAAAGUUUUAUCGUUAGAUAUAAAAAUUGACACAAACACUGAAACCAUUGUUAAAGAUACAAAACAUGGACGCAUUAGAGGAUUCAUAUCUGAAAGGCUUCCGGGUCACAAAGUUGAACAAUUUUUGGGAGUGCCAUUUGCGGAACCCCCGGUUGGAAACCUUAGACUUGAGAGACCAAUAGAACCUAAACCAUGGACACAUAUACUAGAUACAUUGAAACUUCCACCAGCUUGUCUGCAGAGGACGGGAAAUAUUACCAAUGAUACUUUUUCAUAUAUCCAUCGUUAUGUCCCAGGCUUCAAUAGAGAGGAUGAAAACUGUUUAUAUCUUAACUUAUACAAACCGUACCAACCAAAGAAAUCUGGAGAAUCAAAAUAUCCAGUAUUGUUAUUCAUACAUGGAGGUUCAAAUGAAGUGGGUAUGGGUGCCAUGUUUGACGGAGACAUUUUAGCAGGAUACAGCAAAAUGAUAGUGAUUACUUUCAACUAUAGACUUGGCGCUUUAGGAUUCUUUGGAGCAAAAAAUGAGAAUUUGGAAGGAAAUUACGGAUUUCUUGACCAGAUAAUGGUGAUGAAAUGGAUACGAAAAAAUAUCCACAAUUUUGAUGGCGAUGCGUCGAAAGUUACGAUAGAUGGUCAUAGCGCAGGUGCAGCAGAUGUCGGCUUUCAUAUGAUCUCUCCAUUAGCAAAAGGUCUUUUUAAGUAUGCAGUUAUUCAAAGUGGUUCCCCGUUGGCAUUUUGGGCUACUGCAGGAGAAGACUGGAAGGAAGGCUACAAUAUAGAUACGUUCGACUUGAUAAGCCGAGGCAAUAAUAAACAUAAAGAAUAUUUAAAGCGUUUGGACCAAAGAACCAUGAAAGAAAUAAAAGCAAAGCACAAUCCAGCCAGUUUUAUUUCGUUUCCAGCUGUUGUUGACAAACAUUUUCUACUAGAAAGGCCGUUGCAAAGUUUCAAUAGAGGACAGUUGAAUGGGGAAUCAUAUCUUUUGUCGUUUACCAGAGACGAAGGAUCAGAACACGCUGAGUCACUACUGCAUCAUUACAAAGUAAACACAUUUGAAGAACGUAUAUUUCAUGAAGUUUUAAAAGAUUUGAGCCCACACCAGUUCCCAACAAUCUGUGGAAUUUCAGAUAUAAUACUACACGAGUAUGGACAAUGGGAGCAUGAUAUUAAAGAAGAAUACAAAACAGUGAAACGGUAUAUUGAGAUGGAGAGUGAUUUUGUAUUUGUUGCACCAAUGAUUAAACUGGCCAAUAUGUUAUCCAACUUUACCAACAACCUAUUUCUAUUUAGUUUUGAUCAUGUUUCUGAAUUAGCACAAGGACCAGAGUGGUUAGGUGUUCCUCAUGGGAGAGAUCUUUUUUACCUUUUCGGAGUACCUUUUGUUGGACAUAAACAUUAUAAUUAUAGCGAGACUGAUAAGGUAGCGAGCCGAUUGAUGAUGACAUUAUGGGGAAACUUUGUUAGAUACGGGAAACUUACAGCAGAUGGUGUGAGACAUCUUCCACAUUAUAAAAGUAAUACUAGAGUAUUUAACAGACUAUUUCUCACCGGCAAUAACAUAACGGUAAAAGAGUUCAAAAACUUUAAACCACGCAAAAUGGCGUUCUGGAACACUUUUCUACCUCAUUUAAAUUGUCCAGAGAAGAAGUGUCAAUCUAACAAAGGCCGUUCUACAGUACCUCAUAUUGUAAUUGUACUUAUGUGUUGUAGUUUAUCUACCUUCUACAUGACAUUUUUAAGAUGGUUAUAGUUCAUUAUCGCCAUAUGUAUUUGUAUUGUUUACCUCGACCAAUUUUCAUGACAGAGUUUUUAUGUUCAUAAUAUUAUUCUAAAGACUCAUGGCAAUGUCUAGAGAAAGUAUAAUUUGUCUUCUAGAUCAUGUCUCGUUAUUUCAUUGCAAUAUUAGAAGCGACCAUAUUACGGCGGUAGAAUCGUAAUUAUCAUAAUAAAAAUUGGUAUAUUGCAAUACUCAACGAAUGUUGCUUUUGAUAAACAAAAUUGGCGGCAUCAGAACUGAUAUUUAAAGAACAAAUGAUGAGACAAGCAUUAAGCAUUCAUUGAAUCAUAACACAAAUUACAUGUUUAUUUACAUGAAUAUUUUCAAUUCUUAAUACGGUACAAUGUCUUGCAAAUUCUGAAUUCAAUGAAGGCCGACACAAGUUUAUAAACCGAACACCGCUUUUCAACAAUAAGGUUGAAUGCUCCUCAAUAUGUUAAACCCCACAUCAUUUUUGUUAUCCUUUCUCGAAAAAAAAGCAUCAUGUAGACCAGUUAUUGCCAUCUGUUAUAAAUUUUUGUAAUUGAUUGCUAUUAGCUGUCGUAUUUUUUUGUAUCACGUGUAUUUUGUUGUUUACUUUAUGGUAUGGGUUUUGAUCCUUAAAAGCCGUACUGUGGUCUGUAGUUGUUUGAAUACGUCAUGUGUUCUUUUAUUGGUCGUAACGGUUGCUUAUAUGUCUUUUUGGGUGGAAUCGUACCACACCUUCUUACUUUUUUAUAUACAUAUUUAUAUAGUAGAAGAAGUAUUAUUAUUUCUUAUUAAAGAUGGACUUAAAAAAAAAAAACUUGUAACCACGACAGUUCAUUGUUAUUAUUUAAAAUGAUAUUUCUAAUGUUGUGGUUAAUGGAAGUUAGUAAACUAUGUUAUUUUAUAGAUGUUUCUUAGGAUUGAUAUACGUUUAUGUGUCGUCUAAAGAUACAAAAUAUGUAUCCGUAACAAGUGACAUGAGAUAUAAAAAUCACUUAUAGUGUGUAUGAAAAUCAGACUUAUAUGACAGACUUUAAAAUUUAAAAUAAACAAUUAAUUUCCGCAUAGGCGACAAUGAUAGCCUUUUUAGAGAUUCAGAGUUUAGAAAGUUGAUUGUUUUCACGAAACCUUGCUAGAAUUACAGAAUAGUUAUUCAGACAGUAUUUGUUGGUCCAAUAAAUGUAGGUUCGCGUUGCUUUUCUUAACGUAUUUUGUACAUAUUUCCCAUGCCUAUCAAUUUUGCCCUUACAAAUACGGUGUCUCAUCCUUGCGUUGAAAAGACAUCUCAUUCGUUAGGGUUUAGGAACAUAGUUUGUUUGACUUAUGAUAUAAUGCAAAAUGCACGAAGUCUCUAAUAAUAAAAAAUAACGGGCGCACAUAUCAACGAAUAAGGAUUAGACAUACUCUUAAUUCUGAAUUUCAUGUUAUGCUAAAAAAAAAUGGCUGCGCCCAUAUAAUCUAAUGGUGUAUUGUAACUUUAAUACAUUUAUAAUUGGCGAUGUCACAGGUUCCAAAUUUUAGUAAUCUGCCGUUCAACUAAAAAAUAUCGACAUAAAAAUACGAUCAGAUGUCAAAUAUUCUCCAUUGCCACAUACACAUACGUUUAACCAGGUAAACGUAUUUUUGUUCAUGGAUACUAAUUGGUUUUUCAAUAUACUGCAUAUAUAAGCAUCAAUAUGAACAUGUGAUGACUGUAGCUAGCUUGUGUAGUAUUUACUUCGUAUGCAUGUUAUUUUGUAGAAUUUGAAUAUUGUAAAACAUACAAUUCGUAGUUACAUUUUGUAAAGUAUUCCAUAGAAAAUUUUACUGAAUGAAUUAUUUUCGUAUAAAACUUUUUUUUAAAGUCAAAAGUACCAAUUCAUGUACCAAUUGUCAAAGAAUACAACACAUAAAAACGUGGGUAAAUUCAUGUUGUAUAAGCUAAGCAAGAUUCGCAAUGAAGCCUUAGUGGUGUGGUUAAAUCAAUUUAAUAUUGUAUUAUGUUGUUCAAUUGA
Mytilus trossulus (common blue mussel) is the source of this 4376-nucleotide messenger RNA. Its product is annotated as fatty acyl-CoA hydrolase precursor, medium chain-like. The record is from RefSeq and is a predicted model, not a curated record. Lineage: Eukaryota; Metazoa; Mollusca; Bivalvia; Mytilida; Mytilidae. The transcript has 11 exons. Bases 574 to 2388 code for a protein of 604 amino acids.